Molecule: messenger RNA, 3638 nt
Organism: Drosophila ananassae
Lineage: Eukaryota; Metazoa; Arthropoda; Insecta; Diptera; Drosophilidae
Gene: Grip84
Product: gamma-tubulin complex component 2 homolog
Exons: 8
Coding region: 424-3405 (993 amino acids)
Biological process (GO): spindle assembly; microtubule nucleation; mitotic cell cycle
Cellular component (GO): gamma-tubulin small complex; spindle pole; equatorial microtubule organizing center
Molecular function (GO): gamma-tubulin binding; microtubule minus-end binding
Source: RefSeq, a predicted model, not a curated record
GGAACACCCAGUUUGUCAAAAAUCUACCUGAAAAUUUAUCUAAAAGUAAAAUUGUGAAAAGUGCUCUGCGUAAAGUGCCCAUUUUUUUCAGGACCAGUGCUACCACUACCAGUGAAAUUAAUAUUUUGAGCAGUGGUAACACUUUUCUGCUAUCUAACUUUUUCAAUUACUAUUUUGCGCCUCUUCGACAGUUUAAUAUUUUUUUGCUAAUUUACCGUGCUAAGCACUUAGAAGAGGAAAAAUAUAGCAAAUCUGGGCUAGAGAGUCCAGUGUAUUUCUAUCACAUGACAACCCUGCCCGCUGCACCAAGAGAACACUCAAAACGGGCUCAAGAGCAAUCGGCUACUCCUCUGCAUCCGAAGCCUGCAACUGUGAAUUUUACCGUUGCCCCUCCAGCUGCAACAACAAAUUGUAAACGCCACGAUGAGUAAAACUGACCCAGUGCGCCAAGUACUCGCCAAUCUUAUCGAAGAGACCCAAUCCUCCUUUACACCGGACAGUAUCCUGCGGGAGUUCCGCGCCACGAAUGAGCGCCGCCUGCCCAGCCACGAGCUGCUCCAGGUGCUGGUGACCAUCAGCAGGAAGCGACCAGAAUUCAAGGAAGUGACCGCAGAGAUUACGGAGAUUCUCAAAACGAAAGAUCCUAUGUACGCACUUCUCGUCUUCGCCGAGCGAUACAGUGACGACGAGAGUCUAAAGGCGCUUCCGCGCAGCCUCCAAGCCAUGGCUUCGGUCUCAAGCCUCCCCAGCCAGACUAGCUUGUCAAGCAACUCGCCCUUGAAAGCAAAGUCUUCUACCUCCUCCAUAUCCGCCUCCGCCUCCACCACCUCGAUCGCGACGACAUCCACAACCGCCUCCUCCGCCGCUGGGGCUGAUUCCGCUCGCACUCAGGCCGACUCUGCCCGCAGCCAGGCCGACUCAGCUCGCAGCCAUGCCGACUCUGCUCGCAGUCAAGCCGACUCUGCGCGCAGUAAGGCCGACUCUGCGCGCAGUCAUGUCCUGGAGCCACGCAAAUCACAAACCAUUCCCACGUCCACACCUGUGAACAGCCGCAAGGGUGUGGACGGCGACGCCAGCGCCGCCCAAGUAGUGUUCGGCAAGCGCCGACACUCGCAGCCGCACCAAGGCCAGAAGCCACAGGCUAAGGAAGAGCGGGACCGAGAACGUGGUGAUUUGAGUGUGAUCAAGGAACGCGUUUUAAACGCAGUUUCCAACAGUUCGCUGAACAGCUUUCGGUCACUAGGAGGCGACCUGCAUGGAGGGAAGUCGGCCACCAGCCUUCGAAGUGGGGGCGUCCCAUACAUACCGCCACCGGUGGGCAUGCCGGACGAGUAUCGCACCAACAAUCUAUGGGAUUAUUGCAACGUCGAGGGUGGCAAGAUGCCACAGCCCGAGAUUGGAGCCCUACCGUUGGCCAGCCAGCAGCGUGUGGUGCUCACGGAGCUUCUGUACUGUCUCACGGGCGUGCGCGGCAAUUUCAUCUCUCCCAUCACCUCUGAUUCGGAAGGCGAGGGCCUAGUCCGCUUCGAGACCAGCUUCACCAUUCACUCCCAGUUGGACCGCUCACUGGUGGAGCUGGUGCAGGACAUUCUCCCCCUGGCCUCGCACUUCAUGGGCAUUCAAAAGAUUAUCACCGAGACGGACAACCAGGGGCAGGUCAUCAACUCGUUGAACGAGGCCCUCCAGCAUCUGACCCACGACUUCUAUCUGCUGCUCAUCCAAGCGGAGCAGGAACUGCAACUGCAACAGCUCACAGUGCAGAAAUUGCUCUACUACCUGCAGCCGACGUUGUGGGUGAUGGAGGAGAUCUGGACCUCACUCGUGGACGUGCAGCUUACCGAGUUGCGGGGCGCAGCAGUGUUGUCCCACUUGCACGCCCGCAUCAAGCGGCUGGAGGGCGACCGAGCUGCCCAGCAUUUGAUCAUUGGGCUGACGCGAAAGGCGGCCGAGCCGUAUAUGCAAAUGUUGCAGCUUUGGAUCCAGAAGGGCGUGAUUGUGGACCGCGGACAGGAGUUUCUCGUGGAGGAUAACGAGGUGAUUCACCGCGACGAGCUGCCGGAGCACUACUCGGACGACUACUGGGAAAAGCGCUACACCGUGCGCCGCGACCGCAUCCCGACUUUCCUGGAAAAGUAUUCGGACAAGAUCCUGCGCACUGGCAAGUACCUGAACGUUAUCCGGCAGUGUGGCAAGCGAGUGAUGCCCACGCAGCAGAUGGAGCUGGAGUUCGACCCGAGCAGCGAACGCCAUGUGACUGUGAUCAACGAUGCGUACUAUUUUGCGGCCCGCAUGCUGCUGGACGUUCUGCUGACUGAGAACGACCUGAUGGGCCAUCUGCAGUCGGUGAAACGCUAUCUGCUGCUCAACCAGGGCGACUUUACCAUGCAGUUCAUGGACGCCUGCGAGGACGAGUUGGCCAAGAACGUGGACCUAGUGCUGCCCAUGACCCUGGAGAAUCUGCUGGGCCUCACUUUGCGCCUCUCGUCCGCCCGCAACGAUCCCUACAAGGACGACUUGCACUGCGAGCUGCUCACCUACGACCUGGUCACCCAGAUGUCGAAGAUCAUGAACCAGAAGGAGGAGUACUGGCAGUCCCAGGACCGCCUCGACCUCAGCGGCCUCGAGUGCUUCGCUUUCACGUACGAGGUCAAGUGGCCGGUCUCGCUGGUGCUCAACCACAUAGCCAUAUCCAAGUACCAGAUGUUGUUCCGGCAGCUCUUUUACUGCAAGCACGUGGAGCGGCAGCUCUGCAAAAUCUGGAAGGAAAACUCGAUAGCCAAGAAGUUUUCGCCGCACGCAGCGGAGCUGUACCGCUCGGCGUUCACCCUCCGUCAGCGCAUGAUGAACGCCAUCCAGAACCUCGAGUACUACAUGAUGAUCGAAAUCAUCGAGCCCAACUGGCACAUCUUCAUCGAGAAGAUGAAGAAGGUUGAGAAUGUGGAUAACGUACUGCGGCUGCACCAGGACUUCCUCGACUCCUGCCUCAAGAACUGCAUGCUGACGGAAUCUUCGCACCUGAACCGUGCCAUCUUUAAGCUCUGCAAGAUUUGCCUCAAGUUCUGCGAGUUUAUUCAGCGCUCGCAGCGUUUCUUUCUGGACGCCGAGCUCAAGUCCAUGGUCUGCGAUAGCAGCGACGACAGCACGGACAGCUCAGAGUCCGAGCCGGAGAGCUCGCACCGGCCACAGUUGGAGAGCACUUUGGAUCCAACGGAUACCUUUUCGGAGAGGGUGAAGCGCUUCGACCUGGAGUUUACGGGCCUGCUCAUAUCCUUCCUGAAGCAAAUAAACAACAUGGCCAAGAAGAACACCGCCGACCGCUUCAUGAACCUCGUCCACCGAAUUAACUUCAACGCGUUCUACACCGACCAAAUGGACAAGCUCUGCAUGAAGGAUGCCUUGGGUUAAGAAUCAAUCACCUCAUCAAGUCACUACAACAAAAGCCGAAAAGAAGAGAUCGAAGUAUUAGGAGAUGAUUAAUUAAGCCUAAGCCUAUAACAGACAUUUUAAAUUUAGGUAGAAUCAUUCCAGCAUGUCUCCGCAUUGGCCAUACCCACGCACAAGCGCACUAAUUUUUUCUCAUUUAGCUGUAGAGUGUCGAUUCGAAUAUUUAUGUUCUAAUAAACGCCAUGAAAUGCCAA